AUGUCCCUAGAAGAACCUUCUGCAGGUUCAGAGACUGGCUCUGAGCAAAUUUGCCUAGCAAUCCCCUCUACCUGGCGGGGCACUGAGGAGGGAGCCGCUGCCUUCACCCUGGUAGGGGGCUCUCACUCAUACCAGUCAUUGUAUGGCUGUGAUGUGGGAUCCGACUGGAGCCUCCUCCGCGGGUACGUGCAGUUCGCCUACGACGGCCACGAUUACAUCGCCCUGAACGAAGACCUGAACUCGUGGACAGCGACGGACGAGGAAGCGGGGAGAACCCGACGCAAGUGGGAGCAGGCUGGUGAAGCAGAGAGACGCAGGGCCUACCUGGAGGGCGAGUGCGUGAAGUGGCUCCACAGAUACCUGGAGCUCGGGAAGGAGACUCUGCUGCGCACAGGUGCAGGGGCUGCGGGCAGCUCCUCCCUCUGCCCUCGGGGUGGGGCUCAGUCCUGGGGAAGAAGAAACCCUCAGCUGGGGUGAUGCCCCUGUCUCAGAGGGGAGAGAGUGGCCCUGGGUCUCCUGAUCCUCAUCCCAGUGACUGCACUGACUCUCCCAGGGCUCAGCCUUCUUCCUGGACAGUUCCCAGUGUGUCUCAGGAGGAAAGGAGACAAUUUCCUGACACAGCAGCAGGGGCUCCCUGCUGUCAGCCAUGGCCUCUCCCAGGCCU
Messenger RNA from Mastomys coucha (southern multimammate mouse), 664 nucleotides. RefSeq names its product H-2 class I histocompatibility antigen, K-D alpha chain-like. The transcript is spliced from 2 exons. NCBI's taxonomy places the organism in Eukaryota, Metazoa, Chordata, Mammalia, Rodentia, Muridae. The coding region runs from base 1 to 477 and encodes 158 amino acids. Gene Ontology annotation, biological process: antigen processing and presentation of endogenous peptide antigen via MHC class I via ER pathway, TAP-independent; positive regulation of T cell mediated cytotoxicity; immune response. Gene Ontology annotation, molecular function: signaling receptor binding; peptide antigen binding. Gene Ontology annotation, cellular component: external side of plasma membrane. The record is from RefSeq and is a predicted model, not a curated record.